This is a messenger RNA of Anopheles aquasalis, 2427 nucleotides long. It is a transcript of the gene Spec2, whose product is annotated as CDC42 small effector protein Spec2. Gene Ontology annotation, molecular function: small GTPase binding. Gene Ontology annotation, biological process: regulation of Rho protein signal transduction. Gene Ontology annotation, cellular component: plasma membrane. The record is from RefSeq and is a predicted model, not a curated record. NCBI's taxonomy places the organism in Eukaryota, Metazoa, Arthropoda, Insecta, Diptera, Culicidae.
UCAAGUGGAGUGAAAUUAUUACACAUCUAAGGAAACCCGUACAAAAGAGAGGCUGAUGAUCUUCUCUCCACCAUUGAUCUUGAAAGUGUUAAUCCUGGCGCGUUGUGUUGAGCAUUCCGUACGUGCCAAAAAAAGAAUUCAAGGAAUACACUCUUCACUCAGCAUUACUGAUACGGCAAAAGGCGGCUGGUGAACAUCGCUGAUCUGUGUUAUGAUCCCUCUCGAGAGGUGAAACCCGUAGGCAAUCGUGUGUAAUCUGCUGCUGCUGUUGGUGAAGGGGAUCGUGAAGAAACAAAAGCGAAAGUGUUGAGAAGUUGUUGUUCCUGUGCUGUUUACACCUUUCACUCGUUGUUCCAAGUGUCCUUUUUUCCCCUCUGGCCAGAGUUACAGUUCAAUAACUCUUCAGGCCAAUCGGAAGCAAAGUUUGAUCAAAAGGCCUCCAUUUGCGAACGGCAAUCAACGAUGGUGAUUUGGUGGGCCACCGCUAUAGCGAAUUGAGUUUUUCUCCGUCUGUACGAAGCAGCAUUAAAAGCAAUAAUUUAUCCCGUUACUCGGUCGUGGGUUAUUUUCGAAAUGCGAGAAAGACCACGAGCAGGAAGAUUCUAGUUCCGUUGGAAGCUAGCACGAGCGAGCAGAGAGCGAGAUUUGAGAAACCUGCAGAGGCAAAUCAGUGGAAAACCGGUUUAGCACUGCGCCGUGAAACGUGAAGGUUCCCCGCCGGUGUCUUCGUGAACGCCAAGCGAACGUGGUGGGUGCCAGGGGUCGUCGCUGCUUACAACCCUUUUCGAUCCAACACAGAAAGGUGACCACGAAGACGGUGUCACGGUGCCGCUGCUGGAACAUACCAUCAGCUGGAACAGCCACGACCGAAAGAGGGUCUCUUUGCGCAGUGAACAAGAACAACCCGUCGCACACGGCAACAAUGGCCCAUUAAAGCUUAUGAUUCUCCAUCCUUACAAGGUGCAACAGGUCAUCGUGACGACGGCAUUUCUCUGUUAAAACCGAGGAAACCGACGUCCAAACGGCGUUCCAGUUAAUAGUGCCAAAAGUGAAUUGCUUAAGAAAGUUCACAAACGCCUUGGUGCCAAGUGUUCACACGUUAUUAUUGUGGAUAACGAACAGCAGAGUGAAUCCUUCCGGCCAUUCAAUAAGGCGACGCCAUGAUGCCAAACCAGUCACGACAAACAGACGAAACAUCCAGAUAUAGGCGAGAGCACCUUCGUUACUGUGUACUUCUGUGGAUGGAGUGCGCCGGCUUGCCUGCAACAUAAAACGUAAUAAAAAGUUCACCAUCACGUGACAUGAGCUUCAGAGCACGUGGCCGCUCAAGACGAACCACGAUCAAUUUGCUCACUACUAGCCCCUUCGUAAGCAGCCACCGUGGAGCAAAAGCGCAGCCCAGCGGUUACCGGCAAGAAGAUGGCCAGCACUGGUGACAUAUGGUUGCAGUGGUUCUCCUGUUGCUUCCACCAGCCGCAAAGCCCCCGGCGUCGGAGACACCAUCAGCGGCUUCGGAUUGAUCGAUCAAUGAUUGGCAAUCCAACCAACUUUGUUCACACUGGUCACAUUGGAUCAAAUGAUGUAGAACUAUCGACAAACCAUCUCUCCGCCAUACAGAACCAGAUGCAGAGUAAAGGUGGUUACGAGAUGAACUCGCUCAGGUUACAGACUUGCUGAGGUCGGCAUCAAGGCCUUAGAACAGAUUUAAAGGCCGGGUAACAUCACUCAAGAGGGCGCAGCAUUCUACUGGCACCGCACUAAAGCUAUUUUCACUACAUUAGAACCGUUGGAAUGUUGAAAUUUAUCUUACAAUGAAUGCAGAGAACGGCAGAGAGUCGUCCAAAAUUCUUAUUUCUUCCGUCUGCAAUGUGCCUUAGAAAGUGCCUCGGAAGUUACUAUUUGUGAUGGCCAACCACGGUGGCCCGAAAAUACUCAGAUGAUAUCCGCGACGAAAAGCAGAAAGUGUACAGCAUGAAGAGUACAUCAUUCUCAUUUCUUACAUAAAACUGACGGAUUUCACCGAAACUUCUCCCACGCGGGGGCAUUUACCAGCGCUAUGCCAGUUUGGGGUAACAUGAGCUUUGCGUUAGCGUGGAUCAGAUCGAAGAGCAAUUGUAAAUAAUUAUUCUGUAAAUAGUUUCCCUUAUGGAUUGAUGUAACUUGUAAGCGCGUGGUUUGAUAAUUGAAGCUGAGUUUGCCAGCGCGAGGAUAGAACCGACAGUCUGAGGUAACCGACUGCCGGACCCGCAAAUGGUAGCAAUCAAGGAUGCCGGGAGUUAGAACUAAGUGGGUUAGAGUAGAACCGUUGCGACUUGGAGGAAAAAUCUUUGUAACGUUCCGCCUUAGCUGAUAAAAGAAGAGUGAGUGGAAAACGUUGCAAAACCAAUACUGUGCUAACACAAUAAUAAAACGAAUAGUACAUCUUGC